GGGAUAUCAGGUGCCACUUUUGAUCUCUGGAAGUGAUCAAUUAAAAUGCAAAACAAACACUGUAUAACCUAGGUGAACGAUGUUCAGUCAUUAGGACUUUCUAUAUAUUGAACUGGUCACAUUCCAGUGCAACCUUUUUGGGGAUUUCACCAUGUUGACCGAACUGACCCGUGUGGACCUGUCUUGCGACCAAGAGAUGAUGAUGACUAGUUUUGAAGAACUUGGAUCCUCCUCUUCGUCGCUGUCGUCUGAUUCAGCAUUUGCAGAACAACUUACGUCUCCCGUGGAAUCGUGCGAAGACCAGAUCUGCGAAGGAUGUCACGAACUUAUCUUAGACCGAUAUUUCCUACACGUCAAUGGCGCCAGUUGGCACUCAAGUUGUCUCCGAUGUUGUGUCUGCUGUCUUCAGCUGGACCAAGAGGAAAGCUGCUUCGUCAAAGAUGACAAUAUUUACUGCAGACAAGACUACAUCGGUGAAUUUGGAACGAAGUGCUCUAAGUGUUUGAGGAGGAUACAGUCUACAGAUUGGGUCAGGCGAGCCCGGGAUAACGUGUACCACCUUGCCUGUUUUGCUUGUGAUACGUGCCAAAGACAACUUUCCACGGGAGAGGAAUUCGCCCUGAAUGGGGACCAAGUACUAUGUCUACGACACUACACAUCGCUCAUCGAGGGAGGGACAGAACAAGAUUCAGAACAGAGCAGCAAACCAAAGGCCAAAAGAGUGCGGUCGUCAUUUACUGAAGAGCAACUCCAGAUCCUUCAAGCAAACUUUAGGAUCGAGAGCAACCCCGACAGCCAGGAGUUGAACAGGAUUGCUCUUACGGCAGGAGUCAGUAGGCGUGUUGCACAAGUUUGGUUUCAGAACGCACGUGCCAGACAGAAGAAGCAACAGAUAUUCGUCAGCAACCAGAACAGUCGCAUCAACUCAAAAAGUUAUUCCAAUGGACAGUGGUCAAGUGGUUCCGAGGGCCAACUCAGCGAUUCCACAUCAGAGUGACGUUCCCAUAACAGAGUUAUACCGCUUUGACCCAUCUGAGUGCAUUUCCUGUGAUCAACUUGUACAAUGAACAUACAGCACAUAUUUUGUGUUAUUCUGUAGAUCUAUUUAUCAUGCAUUAUGCUUUUGUUAUCUGUUGAUUAUUAAAUUAUUGAUAUUUAUAUAUAA
Molecule: messenger RNA, 1165 nt
Organism: Saccostrea cuccullata (small rock oyster)
Lineage: Eukaryota; Metazoa; Mollusca; Bivalvia; Ostreida; Ostreidae
Product: LIM/homeobox protein Awh-like
Exons: 5
Coding region: 152-997 (281 amino acids)
Biological process (GO): regulation of transcription by RNA polymerase II; neuron differentiation
Cellular component (GO): nucleus
Molecular function (GO): DNA-binding transcription factor activity, RNA polymerase II-specific; RNA polymerase II transcription regulatory region sequence-specific DNA binding
Source: RefSeq, a predicted model, not a curated record